AUGUCAGGCUCAGUGGUGUUCAACACUUCUAUGGGGAAAAUCACUUUCGAGUUAUAUUGGGAUCAUGCGCCAAAAACAUGUGAAAACUUUUACGAACUGUGCAAGGUGGUGAUCCAACCGGAACCGGUCGAGGAGGCUCAUCAAUCUACGGGUGAGGUCAUCGUAAGAUUCUCGGGAGUUCCCAUCAUGUUCGAUCUCAUCAUUAAUCAAAAUAGGGAGAAAUUUGAGGACGAAAUUAAUCCAGAGUUGAAGCACACAGGCGCGGGAAUUUUGAGUAUGGCUAACUCUGGCCCAAACACCAAUGGUAGCCAGCUGGCCAUGGCCAAACCGCAUCAUGUGGGACGAUACAUUUGGUUCGGAUCGAGUCCGGCAGUGUCUUUUGUUUACACCGGUUCAAAACUUCUUUUAAAAACCAAAAAUUAUUUUGGCCCCAAACUAUUAUCAUGUCCUGGCAAUGACUAUCGAGCCAUUUUCGUGAUGGACGUGGUUAACGCCAAGACUCACGGUAACGUUUUUAUUGUCGGAGCGGAAGAGGCGAUUCUUCCAAAAUACCUGAUAAUCUAUAACGUGAAAUUCAAAUCAAACGAAAAAUUUUGCUAA
Acaulospora colombiana is the source of this 600-nucleotide messenger RNA. The record is from the annotation of a GenBank genome assembly. Lineage: Eukaryota; Fungi; Glomeromycota; Glomeromycetes; Diversisporales; Acaulosporaceae.